AUGUAUGAAGAAUACUUUUCCGAAUACAGUACACCGCUGGAAAUAGUUUUGCCUGAUGAACUGGAUUAUUUUGAUCGCCAUUUACAAUGGCGUCUAUUUCAUGCUAUUGCAAUUCUCGAAAAUACUAAUUACACGAUGAAGGCAACUUUCUGGCUUCCAAUAUUUCUAGAUUUUCUAAAAAAUAAAAGGAAUACCGAACGAUUUUUCGUCAAUUCAGCUUCACUUCACGGAAAGAUGGUACGUUUCCCGCAACAUCCGGCAUACAGGUUUGUUGGCUGA
Loa loa (African eye worm) is the source of this 279-nucleotide messenger RNA. RefSeq lists its product as hypothetical. Lineage: Eukaryota; Metazoa; Nematoda; Chromadorea; Rhabditida; Onchocercidae. The record is from RefSeq and is a predicted model, not a curated record. Bases 1 to 279 code for a protein of 92 amino acids. The transcript is spliced from 2 exons.